UGACUACAUCGGAUAUCAGCGGUAGGCCUACAAAAGGAGCCUCCCUCCGUCUAGCUGUUGAGCUAAGAUUGAACAAUAGAGAUCAUUAUACAGGAAACACAUUUCACCAAAAGCUUUGAAACAACAUCAUUCCAGCAUGUCAAUCAAGAACGUCGCACUAGUUGGCGCUUCAGGCCAUCUCGGGCCAUCUAUUCUCAAAGCCUUCAAAGCCUCGUCCACAUUGACACCUUUCGUUAUCAACCGAAAGUCGUCCAAGUCCGUCUACCCAGGAACAAACGUGAUCACCGUGCCAGACGACCUCAACGUCUCGGAGCUCGCUAAACUGUUCAACGAGCACGCCAUUGAUGCAGUCGUCACCGCAAUCGCAGGUUCCCUUGUCGACGAGCAGCGAAAGUUCAUCGAUGCCGCCUUCCAAAGCAACGUUAAGCGUGUCAUCCCCGCUGACUUCGGCAGCUGCGAUUCUGCGGAUGAACUCACAAACCAAAUCCUCCCAUUGAUGGACGGCAAGAGGGGCGUUCGUGAAUAUCUAAUUUCCCUGCAAGAACGGGACAGAGAGGGAAGAGAAAAACUUACCUGGACGAGCCUUGUUACUGGCCAUUUCUUUGACUGGGGUCUUGGAAGCGAAUUGUUGAAGUUUGAUGUCAAGAACAGGAAGGUUUAUGUCCUUGACGGAGGAGACAUCUACUUUUCGAACUCAACACUGGAUUUCAUCGCCGACGCGACGGUUCGGGUUCUUGAGCGUCCAAAGGAAACAGCAAACAAGUUAUUGUAUGUCCACAGCCACCAUGUAACGCAGAACCAGAUCACCGAGGUGUUGGAAAAGGUUACAGGAGAUAAGUUCGAAAAAAUUCCACAGGAUAGUCAGAAACUCCUGGAGGUUGCAAGGCCGAAGAUGCUGGAGGGUGAUUUUGAUGCCCGAGAAGAGGUUGUCGCCGUCCACGGUAUUGUAGCUAGCGACUGGGCGGAUAGAGAGACCUUUGCAAAUGAUCUAUUAGGUUUGAAGCUACAGGGACUCGAAGAAGUCGUGAGGGAGGUCGUUAAAGCUGUUGGGUAGCCAUAAUCUUGCUCGAGUAUACCCGCAAAUUUGUUACAGUUACAGCAAUGCUAUCCUUGACAAUAGCACGCUGAGCCAAUGUCACAGAACUGUGGUGUAGCAUUAGAUAUAGAAAUUAGUGCAGCAAUCCACGGCGAUAAAGUCUAAGUUGU
Molecule: messenger RNA, 1206 nt
Organism: Aaosphaeria arxii CBS 175.79
Lineage: Eukaryota; Fungi; Ascomycota; Dothideomycetes; Pleosporales
Product: NAD(P)-binding protein
Exons: 1
Coding region: 137-1054 (305 amino acids)
Molecular function (GO): oxidoreductase activity
Source: RefSeq, a predicted model, not a curated record